Ahaetulla prasina is the source of this 1612-nucleotide messenger RNA. It is a transcript of the gene HAO1, whose product is annotated as hydroxyacid oxidase 1. NCBI's taxonomy places the organism in Eukaryota, Metazoa, Chordata, Lepidosauria, Squamata, Colubridae. The record is from RefSeq and is a predicted model, not a curated record. The transcript is spliced from 8 exons. Gene Ontology annotation, molecular function: oxidoreductase activity; FMN binding. The coding region runs from base 376 to 1488 and encodes 370 amino acids.
UAAGACAAACAUGCUAAAAAAUUUUCAUCCCAACUUAAUUAUACUCCUACAAUUCUCAUCAGUUCCUAACUUCCCCCGAAAACAAUCAAGAAUAAUACAUCAUAAUCAUUCAAAAGCAGUCUGACUAUGACACUAUUGAAUAUUCACUAGACACUGUAGAUAUAUUAUUUUGUUCCGUAUUUCCUUCUCUGAUACACAGAGGAGACAUCUUAAUUUAGUGAAUGUCAAAGUCCAAAAGAAUAGUCCAGAAAUGUCAAUUUAUUAUUUGGGUUACUUAAAAAAAUGUUUUCUGAACUUUACUUUAGUUUAAUUAUUAACAAGUUGAAAACUACCAGAACUAAAUGAUUUAAAAGACAAAACAAAGUAAUCUACACCAUGUCUGAAAGACCAGUUUGCAUUGCUGAUUUUGAAGAAUAUGCUAAGAAAUUUCUUCAAAAAUCUGUGUACGAUUACUAUAAGUCUGGGGCUGAUGAUCAACAAACAUUAGCUGAAAAUGUAGCUGCAUUUUCAAGAUUAAGACUAUACCCCCGGAUGUUGAAAAAUGUGUCAACCCUGGAACUGUCAACUUGUGUCUUGGGAGAGAAAAUCAGUAUGCCAAUAUGCAUUGCAGCCACUGCUAUGCAAUGCAUGGCUCAUGCAGAUGGGGAAAUUGCAACUGCUAGAGCUUGUAGAUCAGCAGGAACAGGAAUGAUGCUGAGUUCCUGGUCCACAACAUCUAUAGAAGAAGUUGCUCAGGCAGCUCCAAAGACAAUUCUCUGGUUGCAGCUCUAUAUUUAUAAGGACCGUGAGGUGACCAGGUCUUUAGUGCAUCGGGCCGAACAAGCUGGCUACAAAGGCAUUUUUGUGACUGUGGACACCCCAUAUCUCGGAAAGCGCUUAGAUGAUGUACGCAACAGGUUUCGCCUGUCUCCGCAUCUCAGAAUGAAAAAUUUUGAAACCAAUGAACUGGCAUUUUCAUCUGAGAAGGGUUAUGGUGAAAACAGUGGCCUCUCUGUUUAUGUCGCAGAGGCAAUAGAUCCAUCAAUCAGCUGGGAUGAUUUGAAAUGGCUCAGAGGACUGACUUCAUUGCCCAUUGUUGCUAAAGGAAUCCUCCGAGCUGACGACGCUAGAGAAGCAGUAAAGCUUGGCGUUAAUGGGAUUCUGGUAUCAAAUCAUGGCGCACGUCAACUGGAUGGUGUUCCAGCUACUAUUGAGGUCCUGCCUGAAAUAAUAGAUGCGGUGGAAGGGAAGACUGACGUAUUUCUAGAUGGUGGAAUAAGAAAAGGCACAGAUGUCCUCAAGGCCCUGGCUCUUGGGGCCAAAGCGGUCUUUGUAGGAAGGCCUGCAAUCUGGGGUCUUGCCUACCAGGGCGAAGAUGGUGUGAAGGAAGUUCUUCAGAUACUGAAAGAAGAAUUCAAAUUAGCAAUGGCGCUCUCUGGUUGUCCAAGUGUAGAAGCAAUAGACAGAACAUUGGUCCGGAGAGUUCAGUGGGAAGCUUCCAAGAUGUAGCUGCAUCUGUUGUUGGAACCCCAGCUUGUUGCAUAUUUCUUGUUAUUUAUCAAGAAUUUGGAAUUAAAAAUAAACGAAAGCUUCCAGGACAAAUUUUAGUUGGAAGUACCAAAAGCUGUUUCUU